Messenger RNA from Pectinophora gossypiella (pink bollworm), 1556 nucleotides. RefSeq lists its product as uncharacterized. NCBI's taxonomy places the organism in Eukaryota, Metazoa, Arthropoda, Insecta, Lepidoptera, Gelechiidae. The record is from RefSeq and is a predicted model, not a curated record. The transcript has 8 exons. Bases 1 to 1251 code for a protein of 416 amino acids.
AUGACUGUUAUCCAUGGCAACUACGUGUACAGCGACACCUAUAUUUUUACUAGAGAACGUGGCCUGGAAAAUGGUUCUCAUAAAAAUGUGGAGAGGAACAGCGCACACAAAGACCGGCGGCAGCUAGGACAAAGUAGACCUCCAGAAGAGUUGAACCCGCAAGCGGUAGCUGGCGUUAUAGAUGCUCUGAAACAGAUUCUGCCACACCAUAAUUUUGACCAAUGGCAAUCACCUUCACGUUUGAAGAUAACGAACUAUGAGUCCUCGACGGCAUGGUUCACGAUGCGCGACGUGACGUCCAGCACGGCGGUGAAGACAACAGACGUCGCGCGGAUGGGCGACGAGGCCACGACAUUUGCAACGGAGUAUGCGGACGCUGACACAGCUGCGCCACCACAGCGCAUCGGCAGGAAUCCGCCGACUUUGACUACGACAACGACGCCUACUACAACGACUACGAUACUUACAACAAGAACAAAGAGGUCGAAAAGAAGAAGGACAACUACGACGUUGGCUCCCAAGCUAGACAUCGCCAGCCUGUUGAAGGUCAUUGCCAACUUGACGGCGGACUACUCGUUGAAUCUGGCGAUGAUGCUCAAUAAGUCCCUGGAAAGGUAUAGCAUCCCCACGUGUCCCACCCCCACCCACCUCAUCACUACGGAGGAGACCAUCGCCACGACUGACGCAUUUGCCAACCUCACGGGCACCAUCAUGGGAAAGUGCUUCGUGUGUGGAUUGGACGAUAUAGAAAUACCACGGCACUCGCACUGCGCGGACGCAUUCGCAGGCGACUUUAUCCCGCUUGUACAAGUGGACGCCACGGCACGCGGACACAUCGCCAGGUACAGGAAAUACUGUCGAUGGAUGAACGUAGAGGGAUACUUCAUAAACGCGUCAGACCCUCGAUCGAUGUGGGGUCGGUGGACGGGCGGCUGUAGCGUGCGAUGGAUUGACCUGAACGGUUACUACACGCAGCGCACCUGCCGCAACCGCCACCACGCCGUCAUGGGCCGCCACUUUAUCAGUAAGAGGAUGGCCAAACUUGAAAUGGCGUUACAGCACAUAGACAGUGGGUGCAUAAUAAGUCCAGUGGCGUCGCUGGUGCCGCUGUCGCGGGGUGUGUCGCUGUACGCGCGGUUUCACGCCUGUGUGUGCGUGGGCAACUGGUGCAACCAAGCCCCACCCAGUCAUCUGUACUCAUCGCACCUAGCGCUAAUCACGUUCCUAAUUAGAAUUGUUUUCAUAUCAUGACAGUGUAAAAAGUUGUCCGAACUUUUUACAAUGGAGCUUGGCUUAGUACCAUUGGCAUAAACUGACGUAUUUUGGAAAACAAGCCAUUGACGCCAUUGGCACUAUAUGCCAAAAAGUUCGGACCCCUUUCUGUUACACCAAAUCUUUGACCAAAUAGACUUUUGAUGAUGUCACAAAAUUCAACAAAUGUCAAAUUUAAUCAUGUAAUCCGUGUUAUCCCUAACAGAGAAAAUAAUAAAACUGCAGCAAAGUUUAUCUACCUAUAUUAUUUAUUUAGUAUAGUGUAUCUGUAGGUCGAUGUUGCA